Klebsormidium nitens is the source of this 1106-nucleotide messenger RNA. The record is from the annotation of a GenBank genome assembly. Lineage: Eukaryota; Viridiplantae; Streptophyta; Klebsormidiophyceae; Klebsormidiales; Klebsormidiaceae.
AUGGUCUUAUGGAAGGGUUUACAAAUUGGCUUGGCGCGGUUUAGCACAGGGCCUCCUUACCGCAAGGGCAGACGCGGCUACAUUCCAGGCAAACAGAAUGGAGGUGGCACUAGCCAAGGCUCAAUCUACGGCGGGCAAAAGUUGCGGGGCCACACUGAGGGGGUGUACUCCAUCGCCUGGAGCUCCGAUGGGAGCAAACUGGCGACGGCCUCAAGGGACAACACGGGCGUGAUCUGGGACGCCACGACAGGGGAGCGCCUGAGGGUGCUCGAGAGCCACAUCAAGGAGCUCCGCUCCAUCGCCUGGAGCGCCGACGGGAGCAAAGUGGCGACGUGCUCAGCUGACGACACGGGCGCGGUCUGGGAUGCAGCAUCGGGGAAGCGCCUGAAGGAGCUCAAGGGCCACAACCGAUGGGUCCCCUCUGUUGCCUGGAGCCCCGAAGGGCGCACACUGGCAUGGGCCUCACGUAACAGAAUAGGCGUGGUUUGCCCUGAGGGGAAGCGCCUGGGGGUAAUUGCGGGUCACACCAAUUGGGUCAAGUCCCUUGCCUGGAGCCCCGACGGGAGCAAAUUGGCCAUGGGUUAUGAGGACAAGACGGGCGCGAUCUUGGACGUCGCAACGGGGGAGCGCCUGAGGGUGCUCGAGGGCCACACCCAUACGGUCCAGUCCAUUGCAUGGAGCCCUGACGGGAGCAAAGUGGCGACGGCAUCAUUGGACAAGACGGGCGCGGUCUGGGAUGCUGCAACAGGGGAGCGACUGAGGGUGCUCCAGGGCCAUAACGAUAUGCUCUUCUCGAUUGCUUGGAGUCCGGACGGGAGCAAAGUGGCGACAACCUCAGCGGACAAGACAGCAAGAAUUUGGGCAUGGCAAAAGCAUUGGUAGACAGAGCCUGAUUAGACGACUGCUGAGACACAAAUGUAAGGGCAACGUGAUAGCAUUUUCUACAGUGCCUCCCAGUUCUGGAUACUUAAACAACUGCAUGACGAUCAUUAAGUUGACCCUACUGACGGUAGCUAUUGAUGAUUCUCAGUCCCACAUCAGGGUCUCUAUUUUGUAACCAUGUGUUCUGACGUCAAAUAAGCUGAUCGACUGAGGUAUGUGCUCCA